Molecule: messenger RNA, 3153 nt
Organism: Pecten maximus
Lineage: Eukaryota; Metazoa; Mollusca; Bivalvia; Pectinida; Pectinidae
Exons: 20
Coding region: 28-2931 (967 amino acids)
Source: RefSeq, a predicted model, not a curated record
AAGACGCGUAUCUGUCAAAAAUCAAACAUGGCAGACGACGAACGACUUGUUUACAUGAUCAACGCAGCUAAAAAGCGACCUUUUUCUUGCGUGAUAUGCAAGUUUUCCACUAAAAGAAAAGAUUCUUAUAGAAAGCACGAAGAGAGUAGUAAACACCAACGAAACUUGAAGGUAGCUCAGACAAUACAUGUAGGUGCCAGUAAUUAUGAGCAAUACCCUGAAAACACAUACUCUAGUGACUUUUCAGAAGAUGAAAAUGUCAACUGGAGUUGUGCUGAACCAGAUAUUGAUGUUGUUGAGGAUAUCACACUUAAUGCUGAAAGAGAUGAUGCACCAAUAGAGCAAGAUGAUGUACCAACAGAGCAAGAUGAUGCACCAACAGAGCAAGUUGAUGAACAAAUAGACCAAGAUGAUACACAAACAGACCAAGAUGAAUGGAAACCAUUCUCUUCAAAAGCACAUUUUUACCUAUGUGUUUUAAGUGGUUCAAAAACUCACCAUGUUAGUGAUGAAAUUUUGAAAUUCAUUAUAUAUAUGAUGAAGAGUUGUGGCACACCAGGAGUUCCUUCUUUCGAAAAAGUGAAGAACAUUUGGUCGGAUGAUUUGGACAUUGAUAAAAUGCUGAAAAAGAAUACAGACAAGGAUGGAAAUAUUAGCUGGAUGAUCAAGCCUAUGGAAAUUUUAAAACUGCAAAUUUCCAAUCCUAAAACAGCAAAGAAAAUAGCCAGAUAUCCAACAGUUGAAACAACUAUUGCUUGUCACAGACAGUCUGGUGCUGCUAAAUGGAUGCAAGAUAUCAACUUCCCUUGGGCAAAGAUUGGUGACACCACUUUCCUGCAGAAUAUGUUUGUAAGAUUUGAAUGUGAAGGACAAGAAAACCUUGGGCAGAUCAAGAAGUUCAUGGAUGAUAUUGAGAAUGACAAAAUGCUUGCAGAGUUAGAAAUAUUCUGUUAUAACACUGAUGAAAACAAUGGGACUCCUUUCAUUGUCCAGACUGGGCGUUACAUUCAAAUUCCUCUGGAUGAAUGUGUACCAGAAGAAAUAGUGUCCAAUAUUCUGGUCAAACGCCAUCAAGGAAAUUCAUAUGCCAGUGUACCUAUUCCAGAAGAAGAAAAGAAGGCCAUGUUUGAGUUAACGCCUCUCUGGAAAGGGUUACCAAUCAUAAAUGUGCCAGUAAAUGUAUUCAUGGAUGAUUUAUCAUCAAAUAAAUCACGCAGAUGGUCCCCACUACAUAGCAUCCAGAUGCAACUGGCUGGGCUUCCUCUCAAGGAAAAAAGAAAAGGAUCCAGCACACUAUAUCUAGCAUCAUCAGAUACAGUUGGGAUCCUUGAUAUGAUGGCACCCAUAUGUGCGGACAUUGAAGAAAGCAAAAGCUCUGCUGUAGAUGCAUUUGAUGCAGAAAAUUUAGCACCAGUUGUCCUCUGCUCACAGGUAUCAUUACUUGUGACAGAUUACCACAUGAUGAGCCAUGCCUGUAAUCACAGUGGACCAUCAGCAACAAAAUAUUGUCCGAAGUGUAUGGCUGACAAAACGGAUCCUUUGCGAAAAAGUGAGCUGAGGACUCCAAACAAGACUCAGCGCAUAUUACAUCGUAUGAAUAUCAUGACAAAUACAAAAACACUGCAAAAAGAAACUGGGGUUAAACCAUAUGGAAAUCCUCUGUGGAAAUACAUAAACCCUCAUAGAGACACACCAAUUGGAGUACUCCACUUUCUAUAUCUAGGACUAGCAAAGCACUUAAUAAAGUUAUGCUAUGAGAGUCUGAGUCCUCAAAAAAAAGACGAGCUGAAAGUUCACCUCGACAGCAUCGAUCAAACUGGUUUCAGCUACAAAGUUUCAGCAAAAUCCAUGCUACAGUACCUGGACAGUAGGCAAGGCAAAGACUUCAAGCACUAUCUCCAACUGGCUCCCUUUAACUUCCAGUUUGUGGGAGCUGACAGGAAGCAUAUUAUGGCACUUAAAAAGUUAGCUUUGAUAUCAAAACAUAUGCAGCAGCUGGAAGGGGGAAUUGCAGAUGAAGUAGAGGAUUAUCUGAAUUUCGUUCAUGAACAUCUGCCAUCAUUAACUAGGAAAAGCAAAGCACAUUUAGGAGUCCAUUUAGCUGAUGAUAUACUUAGACAUGGCCAUCCACUGCAAUAUUUGGAAGAUCCAUUUGAAAAGAAUCAUGGCUGUAUACGCCAGUUUCUAUUCCACCAAAACCAGCAAGCAAAGUCAAGAGACUGUGCAAGACAGUUCGCAAAAUCAGAAUUGCUUGCACAUCUGAUAAGUGGUGGCUUCUUGAAAUCUUCUGAUUCGUGGCAUCCUCCAGGUCAUCAGGUGGUUAGUGAAGGAUGCUGUAAUGAAGUGGCCAGAUACCUUGGAAACCAAGAUGAUGAGGGGCACUACCAUCAGAGAAGAGUUUUAAGACUGAUGGACAGAUUACCUAAUGGCAAGCCAAAUGACAUGUCAUCAGAUCCUGUGGUCCAGGUGCAAGCCCUGCAAGCUGCUCUAGCUUGUGGAGGGGAUAUUUCCUUGCAUGAACAAGGGGUUGUCCACACUUUCCGAGGUGUUAAGACUGCCAGUGGCAGAGAUGCUAAGGUUGGGCAGUUUGUGACUUACAAAGAAGAUGGUGAGGAGCUUGUGGGACGUUUAAGGACAUUGAUGGAAGUAAAUCAGUGUAGGGCUGCAGAGAUUGAGAGGUGCCGUAGGAAUGAUCUCCAAAGAGUUGAAGUGUCUCGGGAAACUCCUGUUUGGAAAGAUAUAAAGUCACUAAUAGAGCCACUGCACUGCAUUCAUUCAUGUCGGGAGGAAAAUUGCGCAGUUCAGGAAUUACCAGUACCAAGAAAAACAGAACAAGAAUUCACAACAAAGAUAUGCAAGACAAUCAAACACAAAGACAGAGUUUUUCUCAUCAAUACAUAUCGCCUAACCCAUUCGAAAGAUUUUUAUUAGUCCUGUACAGUGUAUUUCUUCUAUCAAGUUCAUGCUACAACUGAACUUCUAUGCUACAUGUCACUUGAACUUAAUACUUGUGGUUAAGGGCUCAUCUUGGUGAGGGAGUGUGUCAUGUGUCAAAAGUAGGUCACUCUGACCUAUAUUUUUUUUACUUUUUACAUACAAGAUAAAAUUUAGUUUAAACAUUAUUUUAUUCAACAAGACACAAUAACAUUACAU